GUAGAACCAUCCUUUGCUCCUCCAGAGAACAAUGCUCUUUCAGCUUCUCAGUUGGGGUUAGGUCUAUGUUUUAACUAGACCAUUUUAGCACAUAUCUUUCCUUUGUAGAGUUGGCUGAACUGGAAGAUAAACAUCUGGCCCAAACCUCAAGUGUUCUGCAACUUGUAACAGGUUUUCUUCCAGGAUUUUCCUGCAUUUCGCAUCAUCAACUUUGACCAAGUUCCCCCCACAGCAUGAUGGGGCCAUCACCUUGUUUCAUCAUGUAGCUGAUGUGUUUAAAAAUAAUCAGCAGUUAGUUUUUUUUGUUUCCACCUCUCUUACAAGAUUUACUCAAAGCGGACGUGUUUUGGCUUUCUUUCAACAAUUGCUUCCUUCUUAACAUUUUUUUCCCCUACUGCAAGCCAAACCACUGAGCGCACAUGCGUGGAUCGAUGGUGCCAUGUCUUAUUUUGAUGCCGCACACCGGAACAGAUGUUUGCUGUAACCGCUUCUACUUAGUUUGCUGGCUGGGUAUCGAUAGUCGGUGCACCUUGUCGCGUCGGUCCCCUCAGCGCGGCUGGAGAGGACUCUGAUGCCCCGUGACUGGACCGAGACACCGCCGGGUUCCCGCGUCUUCCCCACAUCCAGUUUCUGGACUGCUGAAGGCUCCACAGCCAGACUCCCGCAGCUUCUUUUUUAAUUUUUUAUUACCAAGGUGAGGAAGAGCGGCAGGAGGAGGCGGAGAGGAGAGAGACAGACAGCAACAGCAGCAGCAGGAUCUUGGCGCAUUGGAGUUUAUGGAUUAUUGAGAAACGCGGAUCAAAUAUUCAUAAGGAUUUUGUUUUAAAAAAAGAGGGAAAACACAAGGUGGGAUAGUGUGAGAGAUUCCCUGCAGUGAUUCACCAGCAGGAGCACCGCUGAUUUUUCAUCCAGCGUGUGCGCUCAGCGUGUUGGGGUGCGUGCCUGUGUGUGUGUGUGUUUGGAAAGGAGCCCCCCCUGCUGCAGCACUUUCCUGCCGCACGGACGGAGUGAUGCCACCGAGUUGCUGACGGACACCCGGCAGGUUCUCCGCACCCCGCCUCCCUUUCCUCCCCUCCUCCCACACGGACGGACGCAUCGACCCCCUGCGAUCCCCACUAAUAUGCAAUGGUUUUUUGUGCAGAAGCAGACAGCUGCCGCGUACAGCCGACUUCACGCUAGCGCCGCCGCAUGCCUGAACGUCGCCGCCGCUCCUCUCCCCGCGCCGCGCGGCAGACGACGCCAUCUGAAGAGAAGCGCUCCGGGGCUUUUCGCGCCGCGGCGGCCGCGCGGCACCAGCAGCAGCAGUAGCAGUAGCGACCCUUCCUCCGCAGCUGAGGACCACCGGCCGCUGGGGCAGCAGGAGACGGAGGAGACAUCCGCCGCAGCGGUUGCGCUUUUCCAACCGCACGGGGGCGACGUCGACGCGGAAUACUUGCGGCUGGUGGUCUUCGAGCUUGCGGGGAAAGCGGGCGAGAAUCCGGGCGAAGAGCUGGGCUUCCUGCUCUUACUUUUGUCUAUGGUGCAGAUCGGGGGCGCGCCGCACCGCCGAACUGAGCCCGACAGCUGGCCGGUUCUGCUGGCAUGCAAACAGGGGGGAGUAUCAGCCCCCAUGCGGUGGGUGAAUUUUAGGCUGCCGCAUCCGGAGCGUUUCUCCUCUUCCUUCUCUUCUUCUUCCUCCUCCUCUUCCUCCUCCCCCGUCUCGGCCAAAUCCAUGCGGUUUAUUUGGAACAACAUUUUCAGCAAAGGAUCGCAUAUGCUGCAGUGUCUUUGUGGCAGGAGCCUCAAGAAAACCAAGAACCCAACUGAACCACAGCUGAAGGGCAUAGUGACCAGGUUGUUCUGCAGGCAAGGCUUCUAUCUCCAGAUGGGCCAGGAUGGAAGUCUGGACGGGACCAAAGAUGACAGCACCAACUCCUCUCUCUUCAACCUAAUUCCUGUGGGUCUGAGAGUCGUGGCCAUCCAAUCAGUCAAGACCGGUCUCUACAUCGCCAUGAACGGAGAGGGUCACCUUUACUCCUCGGAACUGUUUACACCUGAAUGCAAGUUUAAAGAGUCGGUGUUUGAGAACUACUACGUGAUCUACAGCUCCAUGCUGUACAGACAGAAGGAGUCGGGCCGGGCGUGGUUUCUGGGCCUCAACAAAGAGGGACAGAUCAUGAAAGGCAACAGGGUGAAAAAGACUAAACCAGCUGCACACUUCCUGCCUAAGCCCAUAGAAGUUGCGAUGUACCGUGAGCCGUCAUUGCACGAUGUAGGAGAGGCGGUGCCUAAACUCGCAGGGGGCCCGCCUUCUAAAAGCACAACCUGCGAGCCCGUGGUCAUGAAUGGCGGCAAACCAGUCAGCAAACCCAGUAAGGAGGAGACAUAACCCCACCUCUCAUUUUUAGCCUCCCUGCCUGCCUGGCUGGCCGACUGACUGGACGCCAGGAACCACCACAGACUUGCCCUGCUGCUGCGCUCUCAAAAAAACAGACAAAAAAAAAAGAAAAACACGCAAGAAAAGGUAACAAACAAACAGCUAUAAGCUCUGACUGGACAGCGACAGGGGCUGGACGUCCUGCCUCACCUCAGCCAACUGGACACUGGUGUGGGGCGGCACCAGGGGGACAGCGCUCCAGUUAAAAAGGCUGCUGAACUGGGUGAACUGGGACAGUGGCGUACGAUCUCAGUUAAAGGACAAAAAAAAAAAAGUCCGUGGUCACUUAUUUAUUUAUUUACUUAUUCAUUUAUCAAGGCUCCUGCUUUCCUCUGCUGAUAGUUUUCUGUUGCUUGCUUGCUCCAGGCCGCAGACACACAUCCACACAAACUCCGCUCCACUCCAAAUCGACCGCUUGGAUUCGAUCUUUAAAUACAUUAAAAGCAUCAGCAAACAAAGGAGAAAGACCGUUUUAAAUACCAAACAGUGAUGAUUCAGGGGAAAGCUUAGUCAUCAAUCACUUAGGAUUUGGAACAGGAUGUUCUGUACUUAAACUACAUCAAAAAGCAUCAAGAAGCAGCACAUUGCAUAUGGUGAACUUGUCAUUCGCCAUCUCCCUUACUACACGUCUCAUCAAGAAGACACGAAACUAGUUCAGAGUAGACAAAACAAGUCUUCGCAUGAAGAUGAUUUAUAAUGAAUUCCCAAUUUGUAGCAGCAAGGUGUGUAUCUGAAGUUUGCAGGUGCUGCAGCACCUUGGUAGCAGUCUGUGUUUACAUAGGGUAGCAGAUUUAGAUUAAUAUGAUCAAACGGUGUCCUUGGCCAGGAGGACUUUUGUAGACUUUUUCCUUUACUUGUUGCCUUCCCAAGUACUUGAAAACAAAAGAAGAAACAGGGUAUUUGAACGUGGAAAGAGCCUGUGUUACUGGGACCACUAUAAUCCAGGUUGAUAGUCCAGGAUUUUUAGAGUUUAACUAUAUGACGUUGAAAUGAAUUUAAAGGUCCUAAAGUGUUAUCAGCUGAUACCCAUGAAGUAGCAUUUAUAAGACGUUCUCCGACUGUUACUACUGAUUCAGUUUUUACUUGUAGAUUCUUAAAACUGAGCUUACGUUCUGCUUUUAGCACAGUUUUCAGAUUGUUUCGACUUGUUUGUCCUGUCGUCCCUUCGCCAUUUUAUACCUCCGUUUCAUACCGGCCUCUUCCCGUAUCAAAAUAGUUGUCAUAUACUAUGAAUCCCUUUGGCCUGCUUUAAUCCUCACAUUUAGUUUGCUAUUUACAAUUAAAACCUCACAAAUUAAAAUUAAGAAGGUUUUUUUUAAAAAAAAAAAAAAUACAUUAUUCUUUAGCUAUGUCCCUGUAUUCAUCUAGAAUUAGUUAAAGGACUUUUCAGAUUUUUCCUAUCAUAUUUAUAGUGCAAAAAAUCUUAUUAUAUUUGGAAACCGAUUAAAUGUUUCAAAUUGUGAUUAUGCUUUUAGAAUAAUCUAUUAUUUGGGAUUGGCUAAAAACUGUUUACAGUAAAAGAAAAACCACCACUUUAAACAACAACAACAACAACAAUAAAAAAACAUUUUAAAUGAUUUUGAAUCCUGAAUUAAAAAAAUAAUAAAUUAUUCAUUUAUGCUUCUGAAAUCAUCUGCAGUUUAUGUGACUUCACUCUUCAGAUAUUUAACCUUCAGUUCAGGAUUAAACAUAAGUCAAAAACUGCUGAAUUAUUGUAAUUGAAUCAUACUUUAUUCAUUGACUUCUUUACACAUUCACAUUCAUAUUAAUAGAAAAAGCAAUAUUAAAUCUUAAGUUUUAUUUUUCUUCAAUUAUGCAUCAUAAUCAUUUAUAAUUGGUGUUUUUUCAAGCAGAGGAGGUGAAAAAUUAGCUUUUUUUCCAAUUCUUACAAAUAUUAUCUCACAAAAAUGCCCAGAAGAUGAGAUGCAAAAUGUGUAAAAUGUGGUAAAAAUGUUGGUUGUCAGGUGUAAUAUGAAACAUGGUAGGAAAUGGUGAAGGGACGAGCUGACCUCGAGCCUUUAGAUGAGACUGUGAAUGAAAAGGAAAACAGCUGUGGAGCACAAGACACUUUUUUUGGAUUUUCCCUCGUUUCUUUUUAAGUUGUAUCCUUUCAAGAAGGUUGAAGACAAACUCCGUCUACAGGACUUAGGACUUAGUGCCUCUGAUGGGGUUGAAGUAGUUUGAUUACACUAUUUAUAUCUUAUUUUGAAAAGCAAAAAAAAAAAGACAUGGAGCAGAAGUGCCACAUUGAAAUAUACAUCUGAAUUUCUGAAUUACCUGCCAAAAUGAGGGGCUUCAACAUCACAAACAGGGAUUUUUAUUUCAGAAAGUCCCCCAGUGUUUACUCUCUUGCCUAUUUACUCAGUUUUACUCAACUCCAUUUUUCAUGUUUCACUUGCUUUGAUGUCAAAUAAUUAUGUCUGUUCCUGAAUUACUGCAACCCUCCUUUUCUCAAUUACUGAUAACUCCUCCUAACACUUAAAACAGUAGGUGCCUUUUUCAGAUGCAGUCUGGCCGUCACCGUAAAACCAGACAAAAAUGAUUUAUUUCUAAACUCGACCAAUUGAAACUGUUUAUUAGUACUUAUUUUUCAUCGUAUGUAUAAUUUUGAUCCAUUUUGGCUUAAAGAAAAGCAGAAGUUCCCACAUGUAGCUUUAGGCCUGGCAUGGAUGUACAGUACAAUCCAAGGUUUUUCUCCAACUCUAAUCUUUCUGCCUCCAAAUUGGCUAUAAACCCGCCUGCACAUUUAUUGCUGAAAUCUCAAACUUAUAAGCGACUUAAAUGUUUUUACUGAUCACAAACCGAAAUAAUCGCACACCGUUAGACGGGCCAAUAUGAGCUCUUGUGGUGGCUUUUUUUUUUAGACUCAAAAUACCGCCAUAUCAGGAUUCACAAGUAAAUUUGAUGUGUAACACAGUCUUAUGUGUAUUUAUGUCAGGUAUUUGUAUUGCUGCAACAAUGCCAAACUGCAGUGAUUUUUACUUGAGAUGCACUGAGAAAGUGCCUGGUGACCAGAAUUGGUCAUAAACAAAUGGAGGUUCAUUUAUCUUGUGAUCCGGCAAUGCUUCAUAAUUCUAGUAACAACACUCUUCUGUGUGGAAGAUGUUACUAGAGGUAGAAGCUUCAAGCUUGGGUCCUUUCAGUAGCUGUGAUUCCAUUAACCUUAAAAUUACUUACUCAGUAAAAAAGUAUUUUUGCUAAAAGACUAGCUGAUCAAAACGUCAAUCAUUUCAUAUUGAAAAAUCAUCAGACGGAUCAAAAUACUCAAAUUCUCAAGUAAGAGUAACAGCUUAGUACAAAUAUUCCUAAAAGUAAUUUUUUUCCAAAACGUUAUUCAAGUAAAUAGAACUAGUUACUACCUAAAUCUGUAAAUUGGUCUAUUACAGUGUAAUGCAAAGUGUAAUUUUAUAACUUUAAGAAUACAACUAUGACAUUUCAAUCAUUCAUUUAAAUAAAAAUAAAAUGUAAGUGAAGUAAAAGUGUAGAAGCCUUCUUUCAGUGGAAAAAACUGAUCAUUCUUGCACUUUCUCUGGCAUCUCUCUAAAAGGACUUUGCAUCGUUUACCUUAAUUUUUUAAACCGAGCCUUCCUCAGUGACACCAGUAGUUAAUUAAUUGUCCUGAAAUCCCCAAAGUAACACUUGAGUUUGUGAGAAAAAUCCUAAAGUCACCCUCUCACUGUGAAAGCCAGUUUGUUCUGGGACUUUUCUGUUUCCUCGUAUUUCUUCGACCGCAAGACUAGACGCCAGUCGCUUCCUCCUCCAGAUAUCCCAGGAGGAGAUACUGUCAUACUGUGAUCCCACUUUGAGAUUAAUGGCAGGCGCAUAUUAAUGCAUUCAGGAUCUGCUUAUUAAAGCAAUUAAAACAGACACUGUGUAUCCCUUCUCGCUUUGAAUCCCAAUUUUGGACCAAAAUAACCCCUUUUGCAUUUUAAUCAGAUGAUUGAAACACUGUCCUGUUUGCGGAAGAUUAAUGACUUUCGUCGACGUUGCCACAACUACAAAGCGGCAACAGGACAAAGCAGCCUCCCUGCAGAAAUCAAGGCUGCUGUGAUUCAUUCGCACAUCAAACGAGCAGCGGCGUCUCAAGCCUUGGCAACAGGUCUGCAUCUGUUCAGCAGGUGAAACGGCGCGCGUGGACGUUGUUUAUCCGAGCCGGACGUAGCCGGGUGCUACAGACCUCACAGUGUUUCCAAUUGACAUUUCAAAGAUUCGGUUCUCACGUACACCACGUAAUUUCUCUCCUUCGCUGAACUCAUUAGCUGCUUCUCGCAUUCAUGUACAAAUAUGUGGUCGAGCAGCACAUCUUAUUACAUGAGCCAUCAUUCGGACUGAUGCGGUCACAGAGGUGUUGUCUUUUCGCCUUUAAAUGGGGGGGCUUAAAGAAAAAUAAACCAGCUUCUGUGCUAAUGUGUAAAGACAAUAAAAAUGGAGAGGAAAAUGAAAAGAAACGGCAAAGCGAGUGACUCUCAUUAACUAAGCUUUGGUCAAGCUGUGGAUCCUUAAUUUCUCUACCCUCAAAGUUUGUCUUUAGCUUUGUUCUGUCUAAUGUUAUAUGGAAUAAUAUUAAUGAGGUGCUGUGCUCGUCUCAUGUCAAAUAAAUGUGGAUGUAACAUUUAUUUAUUAACUGUUGUGUCACAGUUGGGGGCAAAUAAAAUGCUAAAAUAAACCCUGACAAUCACAUACAGCAGCUUGGAAAAACUAUUUAUACCCCUUAAAUGUUUUCACAUCUUGUCACACAAGGAUUUCAAAACAUUUUAUCAGUUAAAGUGAGUUAAUUCAACGCAGCUUUAUUGGGUUCUUGCAUAAAAACCCAAUAAAAUGAUCAAAUUUGUCUUGACAGAAUGUGAAAAAGUUUCAGAGGUUCAAAUAAUUUUGAAGUCGGUAUAUUAGCAUUUAUUUUUUGGGAUCCUGUAUUGUCUCAGCUAUCCGUCUCUAAGCAGAACCUUAUCUGUUAGACAUGAUACGAGGUGAUUUGACCGUUUUUGUUCAAAUAUUACGCGACACUGCAAAAACGUCAGAUCUUAGCAAGUAUUUUUUGCUGUAGUUUCUGGCACAAACAUCUUAGUACACUGGAAAUAAGACAAAACUAACUUACAAGUAACUUUUCAGCAAGAUAUGCAGUAGGUGCUUGUUUUAAGUCAAUAAUUCAUUAACAUUGAUAAAAAGUUUUAGUUCUACAUGCAGAUUAUUUCAUAUGUAAGAUGAGA
This is a messenger RNA of Xiphophorus couchianus (Monterrey platyfish), 7623 nucleotides long. RefSeq names its product fibroblast growth factor 14-like. The record is from RefSeq and is a predicted model, not a curated record. Lineage: Eukaryota; Metazoa; Chordata; Actinopteri; Cyprinodontiformes; Poeciliidae. Gene Ontology annotation, molecular function: growth factor activity. The transcript is spliced from 5 exons. Bases 1121 to 2368 code for a protein of 415 amino acids.